Molecule: messenger RNA, 1002 nt
Organism: Clonostachys rhizophaga
Lineage: Eukaryota; Fungi; Ascomycota; Sordariomycetes; Hypocreales; Bionectriaceae
Source: the annotation of a GenBank genome assembly
AUGCCAUCGCAAAAAAUCACCACCCCCAAGGCUAAGCCUCUACCGCCAGGGGUAUACACCCCUGUGAUCACAAUCUACGAUGACACUCCUGGGCAGCAAGUAGACCUCGACGCCAUGUACAAGCACUGCCAGUAUCUCGUCAAUGCCGGUUGUCAUGGCCUCGUAUAUCUUGGAACAAACGGAGAGUUGGCUAUGCUGAAUCAUCAGGAACGGAUUGACAUUGUCAAGAUGGCGCGCAAGGCAGUGACCGACCUGGGCAUUCCAGAUUACCCGAUUCUGGCUGGCAUUUCAGCCCAGAGUGUGGCCGAGACCAUCCAGCUUGCCAAAGAAGCUGGAGAAGCUGGUGCAGCCUGGGGUUUGUUACUUCCUCCGAGCUAUUGGACGAAAGCCAUCAACCCCAAGGUUCUCGAAGGGUAUUAUCGUGAUGUCGCCGAUGCCAGCCCUAUUCCUAUUGUUAUCUACAAUUAUCCUGGCGUGGUAUCAGGUGUUGACCUUGACUCUGAUAUCAUCUGUGCCCUGGCUUCUCACCCAAACAUUGUUGCCGCUAAGCUCACCUGCGGUCAAGUUGGCAAGGCUAUCCGCGUGACAUCUCAAUAUGGUCCCCAGCACAUGGCGGUCUACGCUGGCAGCGCUGAUUACCUCGUUCCUUCACUUGUUGGAGGUGCUAGUGGCUGCGUCGUAGGCAUGGGCAACGUUUUCCCCAAAACAGUGUCGAGACUGUAUGACUAUUACAAGGCCGGUCGCCUGGAUGAGGCCGUGGCGUUACAAGAGAAGAUUUCAGUAGCAGAGGCGGCUUGCAAGAAAAGUCUGAACAGCACUAAAUGGGGUGCUUGGUAUUAUAUCCUGCGCAACCUUGGUGUUGAGAGCGAUGCCGGGUUUGCGAUGAGAAAACCUUACUUUCCUCCAGCAGAGGAGCAAAAGAAGAGUGCGCUGGCAGCAUUUAGUAUAUUGGAGGAAACUGAAAAAUCUAUGCAAGGCAGAGAAGGCAUUUUCAAAGCUUAG